Messenger RNA from Periconia digitata, 609 nucleotides. Lineage: Eukaryota; Fungi; Ascomycota; Dothideomycetes; Pleosporales; Periconiaceae. The record is from the annotation of a GenBank genome assembly.
AUGACAAUGAACAUAUGUGAGCAGAUAUUUGAAGAAACUAGCAUCCCAUUCUAUGUGUUUGACUCCUCGAUGCAUCUCCUACGAGUAAACAAUUGUUUUUGGGGGUUUGCAGUGUGCACAUAUGCGCUAACAUCACUGUUUGCAGUUCAGAGCUAAGCUUCAUGUAAUAUAAUUGAGAUAUUGUCGCUAUGUCAACUGCAUACCUCUUCCGCACUGCUAUUCGAUUGAACAUCUUCUUUAAUAAAUUAAGAAUUCAAAAGCGACUAAAACAUAUAAGUAGAUACAAGUAAAUUCAACCUGUAUAACUGUACACUUCACAAGCAAAAGAACAGCUUGAUAGAUAAUCUUCCCAUGUAGAAUAUCCCAUCUCAUUAUCAUCAUUAUGGCUCUCCUUUCAAGCUACCUGAAAGUUCAAUUUCCGGAUAGGUCGGACUAAAACAGGAGAAGUAGUAAUCGUUUUUCUCUACCUAAAAGCAACAAUCGCGGGGCAAUCGACCUAGUGAUUGCACUUCGGCGUAUACAAACGAGUGGAGUGUAGAGUACAAAAACUCUGCCGCGUCUAGCUGCUAGCAACCUCGGCAAGCUAAGAUGUCCCAGUAAAACCCCAAC